ACUGCCCCCAUGAGGCAAGCGAGAGAGUUGCAGUCACAGGUUGAAGUAAGCUACAUUUCUUUAAAAUAUAUACUAAUGUUCAGUUUUUUUGUAGGAACAUUACACAUUUGUUAAAUAAGCUAACUAAUCCCACUAAUGCAAUAAACCCGAUAGUAAUUGUUUAUCUUUUCUGAGUAACUAAAUACCCGGCGGAAGUAAAGUGGCGUCAUUUCCUGCAGGUUCUCUGGAUGCACUGAGUUAUAUUUCCAACCGUUCCUUGUGAAGGGGAAGGAAAUAUGUCAGGUGCUGGGGGAGGGAAACGUCCCUCAGGAGGGGACAGCCCCCCUGGCCCACCUGAGAAGAAAAGCAAAAAAGAGGAGAAAACCACCACCACCCUUAUCGAGCCCAUACGCAUAGCUGGAGUCUCGUCUACGGAGGAAAUGGACAUGAAGGUCCUCCAGUUCAAGAAUAAAAAGCUGUGUGAGCGCUUGGAGCAGAGGCAGACGAUGGAGGAUGAGUUACGAGAGAAAAUUGAGAAGCUGGAGAAGAGACAAGCCACUGAUGACACCACCCUGCUGAUUGUCAACCGCUACUGGUCGCAGUUGGACGAGAAUGUACACGUUCUACGCAAACGCAUUGAGCCAGACGCUCCUGUGACAUCUACGUCAGCCCCACCCGCGCCCCCUCUUCCUGAACCCACACCACUGGAGGAAGAUGGUGUCAAUCUGGCCUCACCAACUUCUGCUGUGCCUCCACCUCCACUCCCAGAGGGCCAGAAUGAGGGCGAGCAGGCAGAGCAGCGGGAGGAGCAUCAGGAAGAGCGUCAGGGAGAGCAGAAGCAGCCCCCUCCUCCUACUGGGUCAGAAGAGUUGUUGACACCCACAGAGCCACCACAGGAGUCAACAACAGAUGCAUCACUACCCCCUGCUCCCCUGAGUGACAAUGCCAAAGGCUUCCUGUCUACGUUAGAGCACAGCAGCGAGGAGGAGCUCACCCUGCACUUACAAGACCGCAUGCAAUUCAGCAAGGAAGCCAUUGUCUGCCUGGUGUGUGUCUUUGACCGGCUGCACAGCCUCAGUGACAACAUGUGCAAGCAAGUCCAGGCUGCAGCAUGUGAGGACGAAAGCCAGUCUGACAACAUCAAUGUGAACAACACUCUGCUGGAGGAGAACACUCGACUGCGAGACCUGGCUACUCUGCUGCAGGGCCGACACCACAAGAUGUCCAUGGAGUACAAUGAGUUGGUGGACAAGGUGACCAGCUCCGAGACCAAAGUGUCAGAGAUGGAAACAACAGUGGAGGACUUGCAGUGGGACAUUGAGAAACUCCGCAACAGAGAACAAAAGCUCAACAAACAUCUGUCAGAAGCCAUGGAGCAGCUCAAGUCUGGAUACAGCAGCAGCGGCAGCUCAGGAGGACUUCCUGGAGGCCAGAUUACACUGAACAUUCAGAAGUUUGAGAGUCUCAAUGCAGAGCUAGAGCACAACCAGGAAUUGGCUAAUAGCCGCAUGGCAGAGUUGGAGAAACUGCAGGUGGAGCUCCAGGAGGCUGUGAGGGAGAGUGAGAAGCUCAAGAUGGACUUGCGGAAUAUUCCAGAAGAUGUUGUGAAGGAGACUCUAGAGUAUAAGUGUCUACAGUCUCAAUUCUCGCUGCUGUACAAUGAGUCCCUUGGGGUGAAAACCCAGCUGGAUGAGGCGCGGGCCCUCCUCCUCACUGCCAAGAACGCCCACCUCCGACAGAUUGAGCACAUGGAGAGUGAUGAGCUGUCCCUUCAGAAGAAGCUGCGGACUGAGGUAAUCCAGCUGGAAGAUACCCUGGCCCAGGUGCGCAAAGAGUAUGAGAUGCUGCGCAUCGAGUUUGAGCAGAACCUGGCAGCCAACGAGCAAGCAGGACCAAUCAACAGAGAGAUGCGACACUUAAUCAGCAGCCUUCAGAACCACAACUUGCAGUUGAAAGGUGACGUGCAGCGCUACAAAAGGAAGUUGCGGGAAACACAGAUGGAGAUCAAUAAGUUGCGUUGUCAAAGUGGCGACACAGGGGUUCAGAUUGGAGAGGAGACGACGAGUGAGAGCAUCGACGUGAAGAAAGAGGAGAAUGAGGACCAAGAGGAGGAGGAGGAGAGAAGGAAGGAACUGGAGAGACAGCGGGCUCGGGAGAGAGAGAGGGAGACCGACCGAGAACGAGAACGGGAGCGCGAGAGAGAGAGGCAGCGCAGCGACGAGCUGAAGAGGAAGGACUCGGACACGCUGAAGAUGCUCAGAGUAGAACUCAAGAAAGCCCAGGAGUCCCAGAAAGAGAUGAAGCUCUUGCUCGACAUGUAUAAGUCAGCUCCAAAGGAGCAGCGGGACAAAGUGCAGCUCAUGGCAGCUGAACGCAAAUCUAAAGCGGAGGUGGAUGAGUUGAGGAUGCGAGUGCGCGAGCUGGAGGAGAGGGAGAGGAAAGAAAGCAAGAAGCUGGCUGAUGAAGAUGCCCUGAGGAAGAUUCGAGUGGCAGAAGAGACAAUUGAGCAUCUGCAGAAGAAACUCGCUGCCACAAAGCAGGAGGAAGCCCUGCUUAGUGAGAUGGAUGUAACAGGCCAGGCCUUCGAGGACAUGCAGGAGCAGAACAGCCGCUUGUUGCAGCAGUUGCGGGAGAAGGAUGACGCCAACUUCAAGCUGAUGAGUGAGCGAAUCAAAUCGAACCAGAUCUACAAGCUGCUGAAAGAGGAGAAGGAGGAGUUGGCGGACCAAGUUCUCACAUUCAAAACCCAGGUGGAUGCCCAGCUGUUGGUUGUGCAGAAGCUAGAGGAAAAAGAGGGCAUCCUCCAGAGCACACUUGCAGCUCUGGAAAAAGAGCUGGCGGUUCGGACACAAGCACUAGAACUCAACAAGAGGAAGGCGGUGGAGGCUGCCCAGCUGGCAGAGGACCUGAAGGUGCAGCUGGAGCACACACAGGCCAAGCUUAAGGAGAUCCAGGUCUCUGUGGCUGAGAAUCGUACCGCCCGGGAGAGGGAGAGCAGCAACCUAAAACGAGCACAGGAAGAUCUGUCGAGGCUGAGACGGAAGCUGGAGAAACAGAAGAAGGUGGAGGUGUACUCUGAUGCUGACGAGAUCCUACAGGAGGAGAUCAACCAGUACAAGGCCAAGCUGCGCUGCCCCUGCUGCAACACGCGGGACAAGGAGACGGUGCUCACCAAGUGUUUCCACGUAUUCUGCUACGAAUGUCUGAAGAUGCGUUACGACACCAGACAGAGGAAGUGCCCCAAGUGCAACUGUGCCUUCGGCGCCAACGACUUUCACCGCAUCUACAUCACCUAAUUCCCAGAGCGGCGGAGGAGUGAAGAAAGACAACAGUACACCGAACCAAAGGAGAGAAACUAAUAGAGAAAAGACAAAGGAACUGAAGAUUUAUUCAGAGAGGCAGACAGUUUGGGGAAAGCAGAUGAGAUGUGGUUCCCUGUUUUAAUCUCUCUUUGGAAAGACUUGUUUUACCGCAUCAUUGCCAUUUGGUGACCAAACGGAUAGUGACACAUCUGAAUGAGUGUUGUGCUGUAGUUAAUAAACACAGUUGUUUGUGCACACA
Molecule: messenger RNA, 3540 nt
Organism: Cyclopterus lumpus (lumpfish)
Lineage: Eukaryota; Metazoa; Chordata; Actinopteri; Perciformes; Cyclopteridae
Gene: rnf40
Product: ring finger protein 40
Exons: 20
Coding region: 276-3275 (999 amino acids)
Cellular component (GO): HULC complex; nucleus
Molecular function (GO): metal ion binding; ubiquitin protein ligase activity
Source: RefSeq, a predicted model, not a curated record